Molecule: messenger RNA, 662 nt
Organism: Scutellospora calospora
Lineage: Eukaryota; Fungi; Glomeromycota; Glomeromycetes; Diversisporales; Gigasporaceae
Source: the annotation of a GenBank genome assembly
CUCAGAGACAAGCAGCUAUUGUAUCAUCAAUUCCUGGUACAACUCGUGAUGUAAUUGAAAUUUCAUUAAAUAUUGGUGGUUAUCCAAUUAUUAUCGGUGAUACUGCUGGAUUAAGGCAAUCUAAUGAUCUUGUGGAAAUCGAAGGAAUCAAGCGAGCCAAAGAUCGUAUGCUUUCAACCGACAUAAAAAUAUGUAUUCUUUCUGGUAUUGAAGUUUUAAAAUCAUUAAAUUCUAAUGAAGAAAAUUCAUUUGAAAUUAUAAAUCCUCUGAUUAAAGAAUCUAUAGAUAAAUCUACCUUUCUAAUUAUUAAUAAGUGUGAUCUUUUAAAUACAUCUGAAUUAACUUUUCUAAAAAAAACGAUUUCUAAAAUUUUUCCUGAAAAUUACAUUUGUUACUUGUCAUGUAUAUAUGGAGAUGGUAUUAAGGAAUUUCUCGAUAUAUUUGUGAACUCUUUGAAACAAAAGUAUGAUAAUUCAGCUACCCAAGUUGCUUUAAUUACACAAUCACGACAUCGGAAUCAUCUUAACGAUUCUCAAAAAGAUAUAGUACUAGCAGCUGAAGAAUUAAGAUAUGCGACAAACGCAUUAGGUAGAAUUACUGGACAUAUUGAAGUUGAUGAAAUAUUAGAUGUUAUAUUUGAAAGAUUUUGUAUCGGAAAAUAG